Gadus macrocephalus (Pacific cod) is the source of this 1122-nucleotide messenger RNA. It is a transcript of the gene cd151, whose product is annotated as CD151 molecule. The coding region runs from base 207 to 980 and encodes 257 amino acids. NCBI's taxonomy places the organism in Eukaryota, Metazoa, Chordata, Actinopteri, Gadiformes, Gadidae. Gene Ontology annotation, cellular component: membrane. The transcript has 8 exons. The record is from RefSeq and is a predicted model, not a curated record.
UUCACUGGUCCUCUAGUAGGAAAACAGACGCUCACCCGCCCAGUAGACCCGGGCCAGUGCUCCAGCUAGAAACUUCCACUCUUCCUCCGAACGUCAAACCUUCACCGUUGGGAUUGGGUUUUGGAAUACCAGCAAGUUUGAAGACAAACUCACAAACUUUCUAACAAACUUUCAUUCUUCAAGUUUUGUUAGCAUCGAAAAGCAGAAUGGAGGCAAGGUAUAAGAGAAAGAAUACCUGUGGAACGAUAUGUCUGAAAUAUCUCCUUUUCUUGUUUAAUGUUCUGUUCUGGGUGGCAGGUGGAACUGUUUUGGCAGUUGGAAUUUGGACCGUGGCGGAGAAGAGCGAUUACAUCAGUUUACUGAACUCCACCUUUUACUCCGCCUCGGCAUACAUCCUCAUCGCCACGGGGAUCAUCGUGGUGGUGACGGGACUGAUCGGGUGCUGUGCCACGCUGAGGGAGAUGAGAAAUCUUCUCAUUGUGUAUUUCAUCCUGUUAUUUUGUAUUUUCCUGCUGGAAAUCAUUGCUGGUGUGAUGGCCUACAUGAACUACCAAAAGCUGGACCAUGAGCUCAGGCAGAACCUGAGGUGGACCAUGCAGCAUAAGUACAAGCAGCCGGGGCAGGAAGGAGUCACCCAGGCCGUGGACAAGCUCCAGCAGGAGUUUAAGUGCUGUGGUAGCAACAGCUCCCUGGACUGGGCUGACAGUAUUUGGAUCCUAACCUCACAAAAUGCUAUGAUGGUGCCGGACAGCUGCUGUAAGACUCCCAGGGACUUCUGUGGCCAGAGAGACCACCCGUCCAACAUCUACAAGCUAGAGGGAGGCUGCAUCGGUCGGUUGGAGGAAUUCAUUCUGAGUCAGCUGCUUAUCCUAGGUGCAGUGGGAAUCGGCAUUGCCUUUCUUCAGCUGCUGGGGAUGAUGUUGACCUGCUGCCUUUAUCAACAUCUGAAAGAAGAUCGUUAUUCAGCCUGUUGUUUUUAAUAUGUGGUUGAAUUGAUGUGUAUUGGAAUACAUGAUCUCAUUCAUUAAUGUACUGUAUGAAGUUGUGAAGCCGAUCUUUUGACAUUGCAAUGAUGGUAUAUUUGUGAAGGAGCAAAGCUCAAUAGCAUAUUCCAUUACAUGG